AAGCUCGCCUCCAUGGGCGGCUUCAGCCAAGCCCCUCUAAGUGCUUAGAGAAGUGCACCUAACCAUCUAUGUCUCGCACGCGAAGAAGCAGACAAUGCUGUGCCCCCUCUUCCGCUGCCACCACGCAGAUAUACCCGCUGUUCGCUCGGCCGUAGAUUUGCGCUGAAGUCCAGCGCUCGCUCAUCGCGCCCCGCACUGGAAUCGACCGAUGAAGGCACCGUUGCAAGCCCGCUUGUCUGCGCGCGCCCUGGAUACUCGCUGCAGCUGAGUACCUCCCCACCUAGCCUGGACAUGCCCUGCGACAGGGCCCGCUUCGCCGAAUGAUCUGGUACCUUCUCUAUCCACUGCGUGGGACCUCGGAACCAGCCGAACUGUCUCCCACCCACCCAAUCCGCCGCGCGUUCAAGGCCUACGGCACCGCAACGGCGCGACACUGGCUUUUGUCGAUCAUCCUUACUGUAAUCGUCUCCGUUCUGCUCUGCUAUCCCGCCGUCUUCCAGACCGACAGCCCCGCCGCGGCCGGCCUGCGCAACCUUCCGAAGCAUGUGUGGACAUCCACCACCGAGGUGGGCAGUGACCGAGCCGCUGAUGUCGAAGCGCGCCAGGUCUGGGUACAUGGCGAUUAUAUGAAAGCAAUUGACCGGCGCGUGUUAAAAGUAGCAUUGGACGUGCAAGAUGCCCUCAUUGGCGACGGCUUCGACGAGGUGCUCGGCACACCGCCAGAGAGUAAAUCGGCGCGCGCGCACAGCGAAGAACAUUGCGCCGCAACCAAACCUGGCCAGCGAUGGGGAUUCCAUUCACCUUUGAUGUACUGGAACUGCUCGCAUAAACUCCUGGACGAGGACUCUGACUUACUUGCAACUAUCAAUUCCCAUGCGCAAUUGCAAUCAGCAUUGAAUAUCACAUUGCGCCCGAGCACCGUCUUCGCAGGCAAGUCCUUUGCCAAAACAAAGCUGCGUUCAGCCGAUGCCAUAGUGAUAACGUUGUUUGACCAGACGGCCGCCGGUCUUGGAGAUAGCUGGGACAAAAGGUCGGGCUUGCUGGUGCAGAACCUCGCACCGGAAUGGUGCAUGAUUCCGCACGAUGGCCAAGUUGCGACAAGCCGCCUAUACGAGUUCCGCUUCAAACCAAUGACAUUGAAUGACGAUCUGUUUUUGGCAGCAUCAUACAUGGUAACGGCUGCUUAUGUGGUCAUGAGGAUGAUGCAGCUUCGGGCUGUGAAGAGCUGGUUUGGUCUGCUCAUCACCAUAGGCGCCAAAAUGACGGUCUGUGUUAUUGGCAGCUUCACCAUCUGCUCUUUCCUAGGCAUCAAUCUUGCCCGCAUCCCUAGGCCAUGGUUUCCAGGGGUGGUAUUCUGUUUCGGUCUGGGAAACAUCUUCCGCUUAAUCAACGUUGUGCUUGAGACUCCUGCUGAAAUGCCUUCCCCUCAACGCAUCGGCCACGCUCUUGGACAGGUCGGCCAUCUCUCUCUUGCUGUAGCCGGACAGAACCUUAUUCUCAUAUAUCUUUGUUCUCGAAUUGUCACCCCUUGGGUCGCAGACUUCUGCAUCUUCGCUGCCGUUACCCUUAUUCUCGACCUGGCUUUUCAUUUGACCUUCUUCCUUGCCGUCCUGAGCGUCGACGUCCAGCGGAUGGAGCUUUCCGACUCGCUCGAACGAAUUGACCUGAACCACCGAGCAGCGAAGAGCCGUCGGGCAGAACGUCAAACCUGGCUCUCGGCGCUACGUGAAGGCACACUACCUGUCAGCACACGAUUCGCAGGCUCUGUCGCGAUGCUAUCCUUCUUGUUGGCCAUCAAUUGGCAUUUCUUCGACAGCAACGGGCGAAAGCUCACUGUGCAUACUCUUAAGGAGAGAAUGUUCCGAAGACAGGAAAAGUUAGACGUCGUUUCUACUUGGACCCUACCGUCUAUCAAUCAGGCCCGCACCCCUGCUGACUGGUUACGGAUACAAGACCAUAAUACAGCGAAGGAACUUUUUGGGUUCAUUAAACCUGGCGCACACAGUUUUGUCGCCAGGAUAUAUGACCCGAUUUUAAUCGUCUCCAAGAACGCAACGGGCAGAGAUGUGGGACAAAAAGCAUCAUCUUUGACAGAAAGCUUCCGUCACUUCGCUCGCGGGCAUGCAUACUCUGCUGCGCUGAUGGUCGCGUUUUUGAUCGCCGGGGUCACGCUGCUCAUGAAUUACCUGCUCUGGACCGGUCUUCCUGAAGGCUUCGGGGAAGAGGAAGAAGACGAGGACGCUUUUUUCAACGUCGAAACGCUGUCAGCCGUUCAAGCCCUAGAUAUUGUGCAGCUAACCUCUUCGCCAAAGGGUCAUAUUGCCAGUGUAUCGCUGGAUCGAACGACAUCAAUCUGGUUUCACGAUCAGAAUACCUUCCGACAGACAACUCUACAGACAAGUGCCAUGAAACCAAAGUUAUGGCCCAUCAUAGCAAGCACCAUGGACGAUGCGGGUGACUUACUUGCGUUGUGCAGCACCGAUGGCGUGAUAGGUCUUUGGAGCCUCACCGCUGCACGAUUCUCGACUGUGCAAACCAUAGAUCUUCGUGGCCAAGCGCCCAUACUGCUCACGUUUGCCAACGUCCCUCGCUCUGGUCAAGACCUUUUUACUCUGCUUCUUGUAACACCGGACGGUCACUUGACCGAGUUUGAGACACGCGGCGGAUUUCACCAUACAAGAAGAAUAUGCAAACGCACUAUUCUCUGCGCUACGAUCUAUACUUCCCGCAAAGGCGAGGUUGGUCUCGUUUUCGUCACCAUAACUGGGGAGGUACAUAUCCUAGCUCUCGACGGUAGCCAAGAUAAGACAUCGGAAGUGGUCGCCGGUCUCGACCCAGGCCCACCGCCUGGAAGCAAUCCAUUGAAGAUACGUUGCAUCGAGGCGGUACCUUCACUAGGGAUGAUCUUUGCGCUGCGGGAUGAAGAGGCGGAAAUAUUCGACUUCAAUAGCCGCGGGCUCGUCCAUGCUCUUCGAAUUGGCCACGCCAAGCCACAUUCUUUCCGUGUCAUGCAUUCAGCGCUGCGGCAGUGCGCAUGCGGCGCUCCAGCUGUUCAUUCUCUUUCUGUUGCUUACACGGAGGAGGAAUCUGAUCACUUGAUCAUGCAGACAUUUACUCUUGACGACUGUCCGACUUCUUUAAUUUGUCUAGGCAAACCCUCCGACAACGAUUCCCAUAAUUGCCAAAGUCUUGCUUCUGCCAACGACAGUGUACACAUUGUCGAACCCGCUGGAGCUUGGGAAGCCAUAUCAUCUCUCGGUUUAGUAGGCAUCCGGAGGUGCGACUCCGCGCCAACCCCGUCAUUGGUUGCUUCCAAUACGGAUUACGGGUUUCCGGCGCCUUCGGCGUUAGCAUCUGCACUACAUGAACGUGCUGUGCGGCAUAGCGAACUAUUCCAGAGUGCGAUUACAGCCACAUCGACCUCACCACCGACGCAUAAUACUGAUAUCGACGGCUGGCAGGCAUGGGCGCUUUCAACGAGUGGCGAGUUCCGCUCGCGCCCACUUGGUUCUGGCUCAGUCAACGAUGCUGAUGAGCUACUGGGCGACAACCAACUCUUUGUCGCCGCUGCCGGGCCGAUUAUAAAACUGGGAAAGAGAAGUGUCGCGGUCGGCUUUGGCAACACGAUCAAGAUUAUCACACUGGGGAAGGAGACGUUUGACGGGUCAAGCACUGGUGUGGACCUGGGCGCGGCGUUCCACAAAUCGAAGACGAGACGAGGCCCUGGCAGAAAGCUGCGAUGACUAGAUGGCCGGCAGUGGAGAAAUGAACCUGCGGCGUGGGAACGGAAAGGAAAUCGGUCUUCCGUUGGCGCAUCAAAGGACUGGACUUGGGAAUAGGACGCACAUACCCCUGGAUGAACGGCGUCCUGGUGCAUACACGGCGCGUGAUGGAGAUCACGACGUCGACUUAUACCUUGUGGGAGUACUGUGGAAUUUUAGAGCGCGGCGUCGCGGCAACAUGUUUCGACUUUGGCGCAAUAACCCUGUGAUUUGAAUAGCUUGGCUCUUUCUUGCUGUUACAUACUUGUAGAGAGUAUUAGUUGUGGUCGCAUUCACGACCAAAGUCUAAGCUUGUAGC
Molecule: messenger RNA, 4080 nt
Organism: Paraphaeosphaeria sporulosa
Lineage: Eukaryota; Fungi; Ascomycota; Dothideomycetes; Pleosporales; Didymosphaeriaceae
Exons: 4
Coding region: 321-3743 (1140 amino acids)
Biological process (GO): SREBP signaling pathway
Cellular component (GO): Golgi membrane; endoplasmic reticulum membrane
Molecular function (GO): sterol binding; protein binding
Source: RefSeq, a predicted model, not a curated record